AUGACAUCAAGUCAAAUAAUUAGUGAUCGUGUAGUGAAAUAUAACAGUGAUGAGAAAAAAUCAAUUGAAAAAAUAGUGAAAAAAGUGAAACUCCAACGACAUAAGAUUUCCAAGACAGGUCCUGUCACAAAUAUUGACUCUGGCCUCCAAACGGUUGAAAAGAAGAUGAAAAACUCAACCAGACGAUUGGGCCAUAAAUCACCCGGUAGCACUCAAAGUGACUCUAAAAUCCUGAAAGUCAAUAAUAAAAAAACAAGUGAAAUCGUGCAAGUGAGCACAGAGGAAAAAAAGUUGUGGAUUAAUAUGCUAGAACAAGAUCUUCAUGUGUUCAAUCAUGUGAACUAUAUUGAUAAGAAAAAGGAACUGAAAAAAAUACAGGCUCGCGAAAAACGUUUAAAACUCGCGGAAAAAAAGAAGGCCGACUUUAUCGCUCGCGAAAAACGCCGCGAACUAGCUAAGGAAAAACAAAGACAAUUUAGAGCUCGCGAAUCCGAAACAAAUCGAUCCAAGGACCACACAUCGAAGGAUAUCAUCCCUGAGGUCAUCAUGGAAUUGGAUUCAUCGAUCGAGAUCAUUCCCAGCACUCCAUUAGUUAUCAAUUUAAUCCUGGAACGCGAGGGUGAAGAUGCACAACAUGGACCAUUGAAUUCCCCGGCCUCAAUCCCUACAAAACCGCGAAAAACUAUCGAGGAAAUCCCAAAAAGAGCUUGAUCGAAUUGCGAUGCAAUUGGAUCAAAGCGGUGAUGAUGAUGAUGAAGCAUUGGCCCUCCAGAGUCUUGAUUGUAUCCCGUUAUCACUCAGUAACCGUUCGGCUUAAAAAUUUAUGAAACAUUUUUGUAUUUUUUUGGAUAGCUGAAAUAAAGGUCAUAAAUUUUAUUGCAUUAACGGCGAGUCUUGACUUUUUUCUUUUAUUGCUAGGCAAGACCCAAUAUUCCCUCUCCUGUCCCCAGCCCUUUUUUUUUCUCGUAGAAGCUAGGAGAAAUUUCUCUCGCUUCUUCUUCGUCGGCGUCCUGUAGCCUUUCGUUUACUGUCUCUUUCUUUCUCGUUGUUUAGAGGGUUUAGAGAAGAAUUUUGACUUUUUCCU
This is a messenger RNA of Diachasmimorpha longicaudata, 1084 nucleotides long. RefSeq lists its product as uncharacterized. Lineage: Eukaryota; Metazoa; Arthropoda; Insecta; Hymenoptera; Braconidae. The transcript has 3 exons. The record is from RefSeq and is a predicted model, not a curated record. Bases 1 to 711 code for a protein of 236 amino acids.